UAGCUCUCGUUGGCGGCUCCUUUCAAUGAAUUGGACCCAUUUUUUUUAUAUGUAUUUUAUCAUUUUUAUGCCAACCAGCAAAGACUUUUCCACCUGGAUCAUGUUUUCCCCUAUAUUUCGUUAUUCGUUUUAAGAACGAAUGAGUGAAACUUGCAUUUACAUUUACCCUUUUAAUGUGAAGAUUAUUCUUUUUUUUGAAUUUGGAGUCUGUUUUGGUUAUUAUUCAGGCAGUUAUGAGGCUUGAUUGACCUGGUACCGGAACUCUUUCCAUAAUUAAAAACAGAAGUUUUAAUAAUGCUGUGUUAUUUAUUAAGGGAAAUGUAACAAAAAUAGUGUUUGUCCUUCCCUUUGUCUUUUCAUUCUUCCCCUUCUCGUGAGGUGAUCCUUUUCAGUUCUUUGUCACCAUGCUCCAAAAUCAACAGAGGCAGUGGUGGCAGCUCAUGGUCAAACGCGUCACUGUGGCUUGCGUCCUCAUCAGUAUGAGUCUGCUCUACUGUCUUUCUACACUGCAGAUCAACUUCAGUACACCAGAGCUUCCAGUGCCUCACUCCUGUGUUCCCCAACCAGACCAGCACAGCAACCAGUCAAACACAAAUGGCUCACAGCAAGACAAUAACAUCUGUGUUCCUAAAGUGGACAUCAUGUUUAUGAAGACCCAUAAAACUGCAAGCAGCACUGUCCUCAACAUCCUGCUCCGCUUUGGAGAGAAGCACAAACUCAAGUUUGCCUUCCCCAACAGCCGAAACGAUUUCUUCUACCCCUCACCUUUUCAGCACACGCACGUUCGAGGCCACAAAUCUGGAAUGUGUUUUAACAUCAUGUGCAACCACAUGCGUUUCAAUGCACCUGAGGUGGCCAAAGUGCUGCCUAGAGACACUUUAUACAUCACGAUUCUGCGAAAUCCUGCAGAUCUCUUUGAGUCGUCCUUCCAUUAUUUUGGUCACAUUGUUCCUCUCACCUGGAGUAUACCAGGUGAAGAUAAGAUGGCCGGGUUCCUGCGGGAUCCCAACCUCUACUUCAGCCCAAAUGGAUUUAACUCCUUCUACCUGAAGAACCUGCUCUUCUUUGACUUUGGGCAGGACAACACCCUGGAUCCAGAUGACCCCCGUGUAGAGGAGAGCAUCAGGUUCAUUGCUGAGCGUUUUCACUUGGUCAUGCUAAUGGAGCACUUUGAGGAAUCACUCAUCCUGCUCAAGGACACCCUCUGCUGGCAGAUGGAUGACCUCCUCUUCUUCAAGCUCAACUCACGUAAGGAAUCCACUGUAUCUAAUCUGAGCCCAGAACUGAGGGCAAAGGCCUUGCAGUGGAACGGCAUUGACUGGAAGCUUUACAAACAUUUUAACCAGACCUUCUGGGACAACGUGGAGGCUUAUGGAAGAGAGCGUAUGGCAGAGGAUGUCGCAGAGCUCAGGAGGAGGAAUGCAGAGAUGGUGGAGAUCUGCAUCGAGGGAGGUCACUCUGUCGAAUCUGGAAGCAUUCAUGAGGAGGCCAUGCAGCCAUGGCAGCCCAUCGGAGAAAAGUCUAUCGUGGGAUACAACUUGAAUAAAAAUAUAGACAAAGCCUAUCAGGAGUUGUGCCGAAAGAUGUUAACCCCAGAAAUGCAAUAUCUGACAGACUUGGGGGUUAACCUGUGGCUCACUAAGCUGUGGCGAUAUGUGAGGAAUAUUAUUAACUGGUGAUAAGACACGUGAGACAAAAUCCGAAAGAGCUUUGGAGAGAAUGCCUGAAAAGUGAAUAUGUUAAAGAGUGAUGUUUUCAGAAUGUAUUUCUUUUUGCUCUAAAUUACCAUGCCACUAUUUUUAUUGUCCGACAUAACAAGUAAUCAUAUAUUACCUCCUAUGUAGUGUAUUUGUUUUAGUCCAGCUGAGAAUAUCAAGAUGUACAGAAAAUGUAACCAGGCCCAGCCAAUAUCAUCCAGUUGCAGAGCCACAGUGAAAGUAGUUCUAAGCCCAUUCCUGUCCAACCUGUGGCAAAUUGAACAAUAACAGCAGCUGCAGUUUAGAGCUGCAGGUGCACAUAUGAAGAUGUUCACCAUCUACAGGCAAGGAAAGUAAUUGCAUCUGCAGUUUUCACACUUGCGCCAUCUGCUAGCAAUGUGUAUUUUAACUCUUUUUU
Xiphias gladius (swordfish) is the source of this 2115-nucleotide messenger RNA. RefSeq names its product galactosylceramide sulfotransferase-like. Bases 405 to 1679 code for a protein of 424 amino acids. Gene Ontology annotation, cellular component: membrane. Gene Ontology annotation, molecular function: galactosylceramide sulfotransferase activity. Gene Ontology annotation, biological process: galactosylceramide biosynthetic process; myelination. The transcript has 2 exons. The record is from RefSeq and is a predicted model, not a curated record. NCBI's taxonomy places the organism in Eukaryota, Metazoa, Chordata, Actinopteri, Istiophoriformes, Xiphiidae.